This is a messenger RNA of Gadus chalcogrammus (walleye pollock), 999 nucleotides long. RefSeq names its product odorant receptor 131-2-like. Gene Ontology annotation, biological process: G protein-coupled receptor signaling pathway. Bases 1 to 999 code for a protein of 332 amino acids. Gene Ontology annotation, molecular function: G protein-coupled receptor activity. Gene Ontology annotation, cellular component: membrane. The transcript has a single exon. The record is from RefSeq and is a predicted model, not a curated record. Lineage: Eukaryota; Metazoa; Chordata; Actinopteri; Gadiformes; Gadidae.
AUGGCCUUUUUUGUUCCAGCGGUAAGGCUCGGUGCAGGACAUUUGAGGGCUAAUGUCAGCAAUGGUUUGCAAUAUCUAGAAAAUCAAGAAUAUAUUUUGUACACCACUUUCUCUGUGGGGUUAGGCUGUACUUUUCUAUGCUUGAACUGUGUUCUCCUGUACACCUUGAGGAGCAAGCCAGUUUUUCGUGAGACAUCCCGUUACAUUCUGUUGUAUAAUCUGCUCUUUGCCGAUACUGCUCAUCUUGCAUUAAGUUUGUUAUUGUACAUACUGGCUGUAAGCAGACUUAUGCUAACAAUGUCUGUUUGUGGUUUGCUUACCAUGUUCUCUAUUUACGUUGAAUCGAUCUCUCCUCUUACUCUGGCAGUGAUGUCUGUUGAGAGAUAUGUGGCUGUGUGCUUUCCUCUGAGACAUGCAGACCUUGUCACCAUCAGAAAGACCGGAGCAGCCAUUGCUGCUGUGUGGACGGUCUGUUCUCUCAAUAUCGUCAUACGGGUGUUAAUACUUGUUUGGCGACCUGACUAUGAAUUGAAUGAGAAAAUGAAGGACUUCUGCUCAAAAGAGGCAAUGUUUCUGACACCAAUGACUAAACAUUUUGAUGAAGCAUAUUCCAGUUUUGUGUUUUUAUUUGGGGGUCUUGCAAUUGUAUUCUCUUAUGUUGGUGUGACUCUGGUUGCCAGGUCAGCCUCGUCAGACAAAGCUUCCGUCAGAAAGGCAGGAAAAACUGUUUUACUUCAUUUCUUUCAGUUGGUCCUGAUACUAACCUUCACCCUCAAUUCUAUCAUCCUCACAGCCUUUGCAAGACAAUUGGACAGAAAAACUCUGGUGCGUUUGUCCAUUAUAAUCUUUGUGUGUUUGAAUCUAUUUCCCAGGUGUCUAAGUGCUCUCAUUUAUGGCCUCAGGGACCAAACGCUCAGACCAGCCCUCCUGAACAACAUCGGUUGUCAGUUAAGAUGCUUGGUCGGCCCAAACAAGACUAAAUUCAGAAAAAGAACCUAG